This is a messenger RNA of Acaulospora colombiana, 373 nucleotides long. The record is from the annotation of a GenBank genome assembly. NCBI's taxonomy places the organism in Eukaryota, Fungi, Glomeromycota, Glomeromycetes, Diversisporales, Acaulosporaceae.
AAGAGGACAAAGAAAGCUUGAGACUGGCGGACAUUCAAAGCUUAGUGGAAGCAGUUAUUGGCAGUUGAAGGACCUCUUUCAAACAUAUAAUGUACACCAUGACUUUGUUGAUGAGAGGCUUCAGCUGGGUUCCGAGAUCAGUAACGUGAAAAACUUCCUCCCUUAUGAUUGUUGGUUCUGUAUGGGCACCGGAACGGCAAUACCAACGGAGACGGUCUGUAGACCUGUCAAUAGUGACCCCUGGACGAGAAGGAUCGCUCUCACCAUGAGAAUUUUCCGGCCGGGUACGCUCAAUAACAAUGCCGAUAGUAUCAGCAUAGCGUACCGGAUUGUGUGGAGUAUUUGCUACGGGAUUACAUUAAUGAAGUGGUAG